AUGGAGGCAAUGCGGAGCUGGUCGUCGCCAAAGAACGUCAUAGAAAUGAGAAGUUUCUUGGGCUUGGCUGGAUACUAUCGUCAAUUUGUUCAGGAUUUCUCUCGUAUUGCUCGACCAAUGACUUAUCUGAUAAAGAAGGAGAGGCUAACUACAACCCCUGUUCAUAUGCUACCUAACCUUAAGUUGGAUAAUUCAAUUUAUAGCGAUGUGAGAAAGAAAGGGUUAGGAUGCAUGCUUAUGCAAGAUCACAAGAGUGACCAAAACAUACGGCAACAUCGGUGGUUGGAAAUGAUGACGGAUUAUGAUUUUGAGUUUGUAUACCAUAAGGCGCGAGCUAAUUUCGUUGCUGAUGCGUUGAGCAGGAAAUCUAGUCAUACCUUGGCUACUUUGAGUGGGGUUGAAGAGUUAAAUGGAGAUUUUACUAGGUUAAAUUUGGAGGUUAUACAGGAAAGCGAGUUGCAAUAUUGUGUUAGCGCUUUGGCUAUACAACUCUCGUUUUUGGAAGAAAUCCCAAGUUUGCAGGAUAAAGACCCAAAACUGGUGAAGCUAAAAGAGCAGGCUUGUGUGGGAAAAGCCGAGGGAUUCUUUAUUCAUGAGGAUGGAGGUUUGAGGAGCGCAUUUUUGGAUGGAGCUCAUAGAUCAAAGUUUUCUAUUCACCUUGUGGGAGGUCGGAUGUAUCAUGAUCCCAAGCUUAUGUUUAAGUGGUCGGGAAUGAAGAAGGACAUCGCUGAGGAUAAUAUAUCGAUGGAUUUCAUUGUGGGUUUGCCUCAAACAAUGUCAGGGAAUGAUGCCUUAUGGGCAAUGGUGUAUCGGUUCAUAAAGUAUGCAUUCUUCUCUAUGAAUUGCCGUUGGGAGUUGGAACAAUUGGCUUAUGCUUAUAUUAAGUAA
Molecule: messenger RNA, 888 nt
Organism: Amaranthus tricolor (Joseph's coat)
Lineage: Eukaryota; Viridiplantae; Streptophyta; Magnoliopsida; Caryophyllales; Amaranthaceae
Exons: 4
Coding region: 1-888 (295 amino acids)
Source: RefSeq, a predicted model, not a curated record